AUGAGGUGCUGCACUUUAGUAGUGUGUUUGCUGUUGGGAAUAAGCGUGCAGAACGGAUGGAGCCUUCCCCUCAAGUCAGUCUUUGUCACCUUCCCAGGAGACAUCAUCAGAAACAUGACUGAUAUGGAGCUGGCAGAGAGUUAUCUAAAGAAGUUUGGCUACAUGAACACAGUUCAGCGCAGUGGCUUCCAGUCCAUAACAUCCACAGACAAGGCCCUGAAAAGGUUGCAGAGACAGUUGGGUCUGGAGGAGACCGGUCAGCUGAACAAGCAGACGCUGGACGCCAUGAAACAACCCCGCUGUGGCGUUCCUGAUGUCGCCAACUAUAAAACCUUUUCUGGAGACCUCAAAUGGGACCACAAUGACAUAACUUACAGGAUCAUGAACUAUUCUCCAGACAUGGACAGCUCUCUGAUUGAUGACGCCUUUGCAAGAGCCUUCAAGGUGUGGAGCGACGUGACCCCUCUGACCUUUACUCGCCUCUUCCAAGACACAGCUGACAUCAUGAUAUUGUUUGGAAAAGCUGAACAUGGGGAUCUAAGCCCGUUUGAUGGUAAAGAUGGACUUCUGGCUCACGCCUAUGCUCCUGGUGAGGGGCUACAGGGAGAUGCCCACUUUGAUGAUGAUGAGCUCUGGACUCUGGGAAAAGGACCAGCUGUGAAGACUCGUUAUGGGAAUGCUGAUGGUGCCAUGUGUCACUUCCCCUUCAACUUUGAUGGCAAAUCUUACACCUCCUGCACGACUGAGGGCCGUACAGACAACCUGCCGUGGUGCUCAACUACAUCUGAUUACGACAGGGACAAGAAAUUUGGCUUCUGCCCAAGUGAACUUCUGUACACAUUCGGAGGAAAUGCUGAUGAAGCUAAGUGCGUUUUCCCCUUCACCUUUCUGGGGAAGGAGUAUGACAGCUGCACCACAGACGGCCGCAAUGACGGCUACCGCUGGUGCGCCACCACAAGCAACUUUGACACGGACAAGAAAUAUGGAUUCUGUCCCAGCCGUGACACGGCUGUAAUUGGAGGAAAUUCUGAGGGAGAGCCCUGCCAUUUUCCUUUUGUGUUUCUGGAAAAAGAGUAUAACUCUUGUACAAGUGAGGGGAGAGGAGAUAGAAGGCUGUGGUGCAGUACCACCAGGAACUAUGAUGAAGACAAGAAAUGGGGCCUCUGUCCUGAUCAAGGUUAUAGCCUGUUUCUAGUGGCAGCCCAUGAGUUUGGACAUACCCUUGGCUUAGAUCACUCCAGCAUCAGUGAUGCUCUCAUGUACCCCAUGUACUCCUACAGGGAAAACUUCUCUCUGCAUCCAGAUGACAUUGAAGGCAUUCAGUAUCUCUAUGGAAGUCAAACAGGCCCUAAACCCACUGAUCCUGAACCCGAAACCCCUACCACCAAUCCUUACCCAGACCCCACAGAUGAACCUGAACCCACUCCUACCACCCCAUCCCCUGUGGAUCCAAACAAAGAUGUGUGUAAGACGUUCAAAUUCGACACCAUCACUGUGAUCGAGGGAGAGCUACACUUCUUCAAUGAUGGACAUUUCUGGAAGGUACCCAGCCGCAGUGAUGCAGGACACAAGGGACCCCUGUCUAUUUCUGAGAGAUGGCCAGCUCUGCCAGCCGUCAUUGACUCUGCCUUUGAGGAUGUUCCAUCCAAGAAAAUAUACUUCUUCUCAGGAACAAGAUUCUGGGUGUACACAGGAAAAAGUGUUCUGGGUCCACGCAGCAUUGAGAAGCUUGGUCUGCCCAGCAGCGUUCAGAAAGUUGAGGGAGCGCUGCAUAGGGGGAAGGGCAAAGUUCUGCUUUUCAAUGGAGAAAACUUCUGGAGGUUGGAUGUCAAAACCCAAACGACUGAUAGAGGUUACCCCAAAUAUACCGACAUUGUGUUUGGUGGUGUCCCCAAUGAUGCUCAUGACGUUUUCCAGUACAAAGGUCACAUUUACUUCUGCAGAGAUAGUUUCUACUGGAGAAUGAACUCCCGGAAGCAGGUGGACCGCGUUGGCUACGUGAAAUACGACCUCCUGAGAUGCCCAGAGAACUCAGGCAUUCAUUACUGAGGCGUUGGCACAGAUCGAGCUAACAAACUGUCUGUGAUGUUUUGACAGCAACUUCUCUCUGCAUGCAUGUGUGG
This is a messenger RNA of Nematolebias whitei (Rio pearlfish), 2123 nucleotides long. RefSeq names its product matrix metallopeptidase 9 (gene mmp9). NCBI's taxonomy places the organism in Eukaryota, Metazoa, Chordata, Actinopteri, Cyprinodontiformes, Rivulidae. Gene Ontology annotation, molecular function: zinc ion binding; metalloendopeptidase activity. Gene Ontology annotation, biological process: extracellular matrix organization; proteolysis; collagen catabolic process. The record is from RefSeq and is a predicted model, not a curated record. Gene Ontology annotation, cellular component: extracellular matrix. The coding region runs from base 1 to 2049 and encodes 682 amino acids. The transcript has 13 exons.